Messenger RNA from Loa loa (African eye worm), 2702 nucleotides. RefSeq names its product histone deacetylase 4. Gene Ontology annotation, molecular function: histone deacetylase activity. The transcript is spliced from 14 exons. The record is from RefSeq and is a predicted model, not a curated record. Gene Ontology annotation, cellular component: histone deacetylase complex. Bases 1 to 2505 code for a protein of 834 amino acids. Gene Ontology annotation, biological process: chromatin organization. NCBI's taxonomy places the organism in Eukaryota, Metazoa, Nematoda, Chromadorea, Rhabditida, Onchocercidae.
AUGGAAAAUCAACAACAGUCCUAUACGACAGCUACAGUAGAAGGUCCUUCAACAGCACCGCUAGGGAUAACGGCAGAUAUAGUUGACGAAGAACGAUUAGCCGUCCUCCAACGGAUUUAUCAACAGAAGCAAGUCGAACUCUUAUCACAGUACCAACAAGCACAAACAAACCUUGCUAUGCAACAUUUUACUUACUUUCAAGCUCUUCAAACAUCUCAGCAACAGAAACAACAACAGCAGUCUUUGCAAGAUACCAAAGCUUCAGAACAAGCAAGUUCUUUAAAUGCUGUGGAUAUUUCAGAGGAUUGUGAUACACAGGCGUCUCCUUCUGCCAAAGAUUGUGCGGAGUUGAGAAAUAAAAGAUCUUAUUCUGGUUCUGGACAGACCAUUUCUCAGCUAACAAAGGAACGUUUAAAAACGAUGAUUACUAGCAAAAUGAAUCGUAUCCGUUCUGAGAGCAGCAGUGUAUCACAAGCGACAACAUCAGCAGUUUGGACGUCUGCUACAUCGAGCACAGCAAAUUCUGCUUCGUGGUCAAGUUGCAUGGAAGGUCAAACCUCACAGCAGCUGCAUACAGGCUCAGUACAAACACCGAUUGCACUUUCAUCACUACAUUUUGAACCGUAUUACAUUCCUUCCACAAUGCAUGCCAUACACGGAACAUUGCAAGCAUCGGAUUAUCAACUGCGUAAAGUGAGCAGUGAACCGAAUUUGAAAAUGCGAAUUCGUGCAAAACUUCUUAAUAAAAGUGCUGGCCCAUUACAGUCUCAAAGUAGUGCUUUCGCAUUUACACAACGAACCUCUCAAAGCGAUACACCAAUGGAUACUGAUUUUGGUGGUAGUACAUCUUCUGCUGAUUCGCCUACUACUCUGCUAGCCACAUCACCCCAUUUGAUGAUCCCUUCACCAUCCUUACCGAAUCUUGCUUCACCAGCACAAAUUCCAAUGGAUAUGUCGGCAUUGCUUGCACAGGCUAUGUAUUCACCGUUCUUUUCAAUGCCAUCACUUAUCGCAAGUAACACGUUGCAGCCGUCGUUCUCAAUGGUUGAUUCAGGACUUGAUUCAAGUAGCACAUCAAGUGAGGGAGCAGCACGUAACCUGAUGAAAUUUGAUACUCGAAAUCAAAAUACAUUGUUAUCAGUUGGUGGUUAUCCGUCACUGCUGAAACAACAGUUGCGUGAUUUAGUACUUAGACGAAAAUCUUUGGUUCGUGAAGAACCGGAAGAUGAAGCAGCGCUUGGGGCGCAACUUCUGUUACGUUUGCAAAGUGGAUCAGUAUUGAGUACGCAGUUGAAAACAGGUUUGGUGUACGAUCCAGCAAUGGCGAGGCAUCAAUGUUUUUGUGGUAAUAACAGGAACCAUGUGGAACACGGUGAACGUGUACAAUCGAUUUGGUCACGGUUGCAGGAACGUGGUUUGGUUGAGAAAUGUGAACGAGUAUUUGCACGUAAAGCACCACUAGAAAUGCUAAGAACCGUUCAUGCCCCAACAUAUGUUACUUUCUUUGCUGUUUCGCCCACGGCUUGCCUCAAAAUGGAACCCUCGCAGUUGCCUGUAAAAAGUUUCGUGCAACUUUCUUGUGGUGGUAUCGGAGUCGAUUCAGACACAUAUUUCAACGAUGCUUCAACACAGUUAGCAGCACGCAUUGCUGUUGGUUCUUUAGCUGAACUAGCGUUGCAGGUGGCAGAAUCAAGGCUGCGAAAUGGUUUUGCAUGCAUAAGGCCUCCUGGACAUCACGCUGAAUAUAACCAGGCAAUGGGCUUUUGCUUUUUGAACAAUGUUGCAAUUGCCGUUAAAUAUUUGCAGCAGCGAUGUGCUGAGCAGUGUUCACGAAUAGCAAUAAUUGAUUGGGAUGUUCACCACGGCAACGGUACGCAGAUUUGCUUUGAAGCUGAUCCUUCGGUGCUUUAUUUAUCUCUUCAUCGUCAUGAUAAUGGGAACUUUUUUCCGGGUACUGGAGCUGUUACUGAAGUAGGUGUUGGAUCGGGUAAAGGUUAUACGGUAAAUAUACCAUUUUCGGGUGAAAUGAUGGAUGAUGCCGAUUACUUAGCGGCAUGGCGUGUUAUCGUUGCGCCUAUAUUAAAUGAGUUCAAACCGACAUUCAUCAUUGUUUCAGCUGGCUUCGAUGCCGCAUGCGGACAUUCUCAGGCUCUUGGAGGGUACAAUUUAUCUCCACAGUUGUUUGGUUAUUUUACACGACAGCUUAUGAAUUACGCUGGUGGACGUGUCGUACUUGCCUUAGAAGGUGGCUACAAUCUUGAUACUAUAUCAGAUUCGGCCGAAGAAUGUGUUAAGGCAUUAUGCGGUGGAAGCCCUGAGACGACCGGAAAAUUGAGUGAUAAGGCUUUGAAUGCAUUUCCUAAACAAAGUGCACAGGAGACGAUACAAAAGGUAAUCGCCAUUCAUAAGAAACAUUGGCCAUCGUUGACAGCAGUGCAAGGCAUUGGCAGCAGUGAACUUCAGUGGCAAGCUGUGGCACAGAAAUUUGCUUCUCUCUCUGUUUGAAUGAAAAGACGUUUCUUUCGACAAAUUGUUCGGGUUUCAUUUUCAAAAUUUCAGAUUUCGGAGAUGUUUUCGAUUCAUUUUUUGUAGUAUCCAUAAUCCAUAAUGUGAUUUCCAGUGAUUGAAUAUAUUUAACGAAAUCAAUUAUGUAAAGAUAGGGGAUCGAGUUUGAAGAUUGAGAAUGUAGGGAAUAGGUUUCU